Molecule: messenger RNA, 2192 nt
Organism: Neoarius graeffei (lesser salmon catfish)
Lineage: Eukaryota; Metazoa; Chordata; Actinopteri; Siluriformes; Ariidae
Exons: 3
Coding region: 1-2046 (681 amino acids)
Source: RefSeq, a predicted model, not a curated record
AUGCUGAUAUUGGACGAAAAAGCUGACAUCCUCGACAGGCAAGCAAGGAGAGCAAAUAUAAUCAUCGAUGGAAUUCCAGAGGUAGAAAAAGAGAACAAUUUAGCCACAGAAGAAAAGGUUCUGGAAAUAUUCAAAGAGAAACUCAACCUGGACCCAAAGACAAUCACAGUGGAACAAGCAUGGCGUACUGGAAAUGUGAAUAUUUCUAGCGAUGGCACUCAAGGCAGGCCACGUCCAGUCAUCAUUUAUUUUUCAUGUACAGGUGCUACCCCUCCUGCCGCCCCUCCUGCCACCACCACUGCUACCACUACCUCUGCUGCCACCCCUCCUGCCACCACCACUGCUACCACUACCUCUGCUGCCGCCCCUCCUGCCACCACCACUGCUACCACUACCUCUGCUGCCGCCCCUCCUGCCACCACCACUGCUACCACUACCUCUGCUGCCGCCCCUCCUGUCACCACCACUGCUACCACUACCUCUGCUGCCACCCCUCCUGCCACCACCACUGCUACCACCCCUGCUGCUGCCCCUGAGGCACCCAUGGAGCUUGGAGAAGUGAGCCACCCAGCCCUUGAGGAGGGAGAAACACUUCCUGUGGAAGAAGUGAGGCCUCCUACUCCUCCCCCCCAAGCUGGUCAGGACGAGGAGGAAGAACCAGUGCUCGUAGGCAAGGGCCGUGGACGUGGACAGAGCAAGGGCAAGGGGAAGACUGCCCCCAAGAAGGACUGGAGCCUUGAUGCUGCUGUAGAGGAGGACGUUCUCGAGUGGCUGAAGGGCAACCCCUACCUCUGGAUGCGCAGCAAGAAGGGCUACAAGCAGAAGAAGGCUGCCUGGGAGAUGAAGGCCCAAGAACUGGGGAUCGAUGUGGAGCACCUAGAGCAGUGGUGGAAAGGAAUAAAGGACUGGUAUGUGAAGCUCUCAAAGAAGACCAGUGGUCAGGCGACCAAGAUGCUCACAGAGAGGGAGACCUGGGUCCUGCAGCACUGUGGCUUCUACAAAGUUUCCAUCCCCAGUGACACUGGAGAUCCCCUCGUCACUCUGGCCUGGGUCCCCUCUGCCUCUGCCACUGCCAUGUCCACGGUCUCAUGCCCUCCCCCUUCAGUGGACUCUGACGGCGACAGCCAGGCUCACGUCCUCGAGGACAUGGAGUCUGCAGCUGUUGACCAGGCCUCUACAUCUCAGCCCACGUCCACGUCCAGUCGCAGCCGCAAGCGUGACAAGAGGAGAAGGGAGGAAGAGUGCCAGGAGGAGGAAGACACCUGGAUGCGAGAACUCCGUGCCACCAUGCAGGCCAACCAAGCCCUCCUGGAGAAGCUUGUGGAGGAGAGGCCCAAUUCUGACCGUGAGCCCUUCGUACGGUUUGUUGCUGACACCCUGCGUACAGCUCCCCAGGAGCAGUACGACGAGAUGAAGGAGCUGAUCUUUGAUAUAGUGCGCCAGGGCCGGCGCCGCCAGCCUGGUGACAGUGAACAGCCAUCCACGUCAUGGGCCAGACCAGCUCAGUCCGUGUCAGCACCCCCAGCCUGGACAGCUUCCCAGCCUUCCCCCCAGCCCUUCAGUCAGCAGUUCAGCCAGCCCUACAGCCAGCCCUACAGCCAGCCCUACAGCGGCAAGCAGUACUUCCAGCAGCACAACCCCCAGUACCAGCAGAACUGGCAGUAUGGCAGCAGCUUCAUGCAGCAGACCUCGUUCCCCCCCAUGCGGCAGACUGCUACUACACCCUCUCCUACACCUAUGCAGUUAUGUGCUCAGCAGCCCACCUACCCCCAGCAGCAGCAGCAACAGCAGGAGCAGACUCCACCAAGCCGUGCCCAGCCCAGAGAGUCAGCUGAGUCAUGGAGCAUCCAGUUGGCCCAGAACACGAUCCAGAGUAAUGAAUGGAACGCUAACCUCAGCUUCGACAGCACCAUGCUCACACCUGCAGGCAGAUCCAGACUUGACUCUCAGACAUCCAUGAACACUCCCAAUGUGUCAGCCACCUCUCCUGGACUACAGACCGGGCCUCAGGAACAGCCUACAGGACAGCCGACUCAGGAACAGUAGAGUCAGGACUCCAUUGUUAGUUUUGUUUAGUGUAUGCUCUUGUUUGUUAUUAGGUUGAGAAGAUUGGCUAUGUAUGCCUUGCUGUAAACUUGUGACUUAUGUUAUUUGCUGAAUAUAUGCCAAUGACAUUGGUAUAAAUUAUGAAA